AGGAAAUAGUAGUUUUGAGGUCGAGGUUAAAGAAAUAAAGAUGUGCACACUCUGAGACCUGAGGAGUAGCUGAAAAAAUCAAGGUGACAACUGUUCCAGAUGGCCAGACAGCGACUGCACGCAGUUCGUGACCAUACCAAGGACGCGUUCCGAGACCUCAAGUCGCUUUUUAAGCAUUCAGCGUCCAAAAAGGAGGCAGACGACGCGGUGAUUGCGUUAAGGAACAGUCUUGACGAAUGGAGGAACGAAAGAAUCGAUAUCGCCAUAUAUGGGUACAACAAAGAUCACCUCAAGUUAUUGAUGUCACUAAUUCUCGACGCAGACGACGAAGAAAUAUUCAAGCACCUUAAAAAGAUAAAGACCAGAGGUAUGUCACCUAUCAAAAGUUUGUCCCGUCAGUCACCAGAAAAAAAGACGGUGACUGAAACAGCAGAGUCUGUGGUGCCAAAAGAAGCGGAUAAGAAUGACUUUUGUGUCUCCUCGUAUCAGUUUCCUGAAAACUCAAAAGCAACACUUUGGGACGUUUACGUGCCAGAGACUGUGACUAAAACAGAACGUGCAUUACACCUCGAAACAUUCUGCUUGUCACACCCGAUCCAAUUGGCUGUCGUCCUACUGGAUGAUAUUUCUACCACGGCUGAUGAUUGGUCUGCCUCCAUUACGGGGUCCUUAGCAGAAGACAUAAAGGUGCUUUAUGUCAAAGUCGUGGGCGAAAAUAGGAUUGAAGGAAAUGAGGUGCGACAGGAAAAUCCUGACAGUCCUCACAGCUUAGAGUCUGGUAUAGUGUGUCUGUCCGGCGAAAAGAGCUCCACUGCGGCUGACAUAGCUUCGAACGAAACAGAUGAUGCCAAGGAGCUUGAGAAAUCUUAUUCCCAGCAUGAACCUGGGGACGUCACUCCCACUGAUUGCUGUUUUGGCAAAGAAGAGCAUAUUGUUCCUGUGACAGAACUGAAUACUCGAACCGAUGACAAUUUGUUGUUACCUCAGCCAGGGGAGGGGGAUGACAUAAUUCAGUGUCACUCUAGUGACGAGGUAAGGUCUGCAAGUCACAGAGAUAUUUCUGAGGUUUUUACGGAACACCCAAAUUCACCUGUAACCGAGUCAGGCGCGGUAAAAGACCAAGACACAGCUGCUAAUCAUACUGGAACCAUAUCCUACGGGAGCCAAUCAGUCGAAGAACGAACGUCUACUAAUCUGUCUGAUGGACAUACUUGGUCAGCAUCCAGUCAGGAUCCAAAUAACGAGCAAGGUUUUUCGAGUUUAACAGACAAAGAUACAAUUGAAAUAAAACCAUCGUCAUCCUGUGAGCUGGCUUUAAGCAAACCAGUUUUAGCACCUGACAUUGAAAACAAAGGUGAACUACCACAGUCAUCAUCACACCAUGGUAAAUGUGUUGGUGAUAACAACGAAUGUCUGGUUAUUGAAAACCCAUUGUUAAUAUCAGAAGACGUUACAAAUGCUGACCCUGAAAGACCAUUGACGAUGCAGUUCUUCUCCGCUGACGAAACAAGUUCACAGUCAAAUAAUGACAUGACUAUAAUAAAUCGAGAUUCAACGUUGGACCAGAAAUCAUCUAACAAAGAACCCCUACAGGAUCUUGAAAGAACAACAAGCCUUCAAAGUGAAAAUAUAACCGAGUCUUCUCAUUCGUCCAUCAUAUCAAUAGGUGAAGAACCAAGUCACGAUUCCAAUCCAUUAGAAAAAGAAAGUGACAGAGCAACUGGCAAUGGCGAAGAUUCUGCAACCACUGAUGAGUUUGCGCAUACCAGUAAUAUCACAGAUGAUGUGAACCGUGAUGCUUGGAGUGGUGGGAACGAUGGUGAUCGUGAGACGCCAGCAAAGUGUGGGGAUGUGGAGCCGAUUAGUGACAUACGACAUGACACUGGGGCCAAACCCGUUUGCGACGAAACGAAAGAAAGCACACCACCUGAUACAGUUAGCCCUAAAAUGAUCAUCUUCGAUGUUGAUGAAGCUCUUGCCAAAGGUGGUCGAAUUGAAAAGGCGCUGAGAAUUCAACAUGUUGAUGCGUACUUUGGGGGCAUCGGGAAAAAAUUGAAGGGACAUUUUAAGGGAGGUAAAGCAAAAAUGAAGAGAGUAGCAAACAGAAUCCCCAUUGGAGGGAAAUCAACCGACAGGAAGUUUAUUGAAGAGGUCGACGAUGUUGAAAUACGUAACUUGUCAUCUGCAACGUUCUACACUAAGUCGAUUCAAGAAGCACUGUUUGGAAUAGUCACAAAAUUGGAGAAGAAGAAAUGUGAGGCAUUCGUGUACACUAUCCACGGGUCCUACUAUGAAGACAUAUUAGAAUCAAAGGCUGACUGGAUGUUAAAGAGGUCUAAAAAUAUCGCUGCGCUGUCGGCGGUGGGUGGAGCGGUGCCUGUUCCCGGCGUGUCGGCAGUAUUGGAUGUGUCCCUUUUGUUGAAAGAAAUUAUUUUCUUCAGAAAACAGUUUGGACUUGACGAGGUAGCCCUAAAGCGCUUUCGCAGAAGCUCGGGUGUAAACCCAAAAGCUCUAGAAGAAAUACUGAAAGACUGCGCAUGUCUUGCGCUGGACAAAAAGACCCUGUUAGAGCUCGGUAAACGUUUUGCUGUUCAAACAGCCGUGGAAGAGAUUUCUCGAUUAAUUCCCGUCGUUGGCAGCAUUGUAGCUGGUGGGAUUUCUUUCUACACGUCGCUUAAAAUACUCGAGUUAUUAAUUAAUGAUAUGAAGGAAGCUUCAUGUAAAAUUGGUGCAUUGCUCGAAUGUCUUACAUCUAAGAAAGAAUUUGAAAUGAAACAAGACGUGGGUGGUAAGUCCGACAUGCUUGGUUCAAAUAAGAGUUCUUAA
This is a messenger RNA of Lingula anatina, 2826 nucleotides long. RefSeq lists its product as uncharacterized. The record is from RefSeq and is a predicted model, not a curated record. Lineage: Eukaryota; Metazoa; Brachiopoda; Lingulata; Lingulida; Lingulidae.